Annulohypoxylon truncatum is the source of this 1369-nucleotide messenger RNA. RefSeq names its product periplasmic binding protein-like II. Lineage: Eukaryota; Fungi; Ascomycota; Sordariomycetes; Xylariales; Hypoxylaceae. The record is from RefSeq and is a predicted model, not a curated record. The transcript is spliced from 2 exons. The coding region runs from base 338 to 1261 and encodes 307 amino acids.
AUUCUACUUAAUUAAGCCUUUUUCUGUAUUAUUCUUUCUUUCCCUCUCGUAAUUGUUAUAAGGGCAAUUACCCGCUUAGAGCAUAUCGCAGUACCUAACAAUCAAACUCUACGUAUAGUUACUGCCCCACAGUAUCUAGUCCCGCGCAUACCCGCUGCAAGUAAUUGCCGAAUUGAUGUAUUCAGCACGUAAACGUCAUGCGCUGUUUCCGUCCGAUCCUUUACAGCUGCAACUCAUUUCUCCCGUGUUCGUCUUACGCUAAUUAAACAUAGCUGUUCGUCUUCCCACAAGUCUAGGCGAGCUGUAGUAGUAGUACCUGGUGUACUUAGACGGAAUAAUGGCAGAUUCCUCUCAACCCCUCCGAAUCGGCUUCGUGCCGGAGCACUUCUCCACGCCGCUCUACUUUGCGCAGAAGUACUUCGGCCUCUCCGCUACCUUGAUCCCGUUUCCAUCCGGAAGCGGACACAUGAUCACUGCUAUCCGGGCUGGCGAAAUCGACAUUGGAAUCGGUCUCACGGAAGCGUGGGUAGCAGGGCUUGGCAAGGAAGAUACACCUGGCGAUGGUGGCUACCGGAUUGUCGGGACUUAUGUCGAGACGCCUCUUUGUUGGGCAAUUUCCACCGGCGCUAAGCGGCCUGAGAUUACAUCCGUAUCCUCGCUUAAGGGGUCUAAGAUCGGAAUCUCGCGCAUCGGCUCCGGAAGCCAGGUGAUGGGAUACGUGCUCGCGGACCAGCAAGGGUGGUUGACCCCGGGAAAGACACCAUACGAGGAUUUCGUGAUAUUGCAGAACUUCGCGAAUCUGAGGAACGCGGUCAACGAUGGCACUGCCGACUUCUUCAUGUGGGAGCACUUCACAUCUAAGCGGUACUACGACAGUGGGGAGAUACGCCGCGUGGGCGAGAUCUACACCCCCUGGAGCAGCUGGAAGAUCGUGGCGUCCACCGAGCGGGUGCUCUCGGGACCGAGCACGGAUCAAAGGCUACUGGACUUGUUCAAGAAGCUUGAUGAAGGCGUUAAGUAUUUUGGCGAGCAUCAAGACGAAGCGGUUAAGUACAUUAGUACCGAGCUGGACUACUCGGAGGCGGAUGCGAGGGAAUGGUUGAGUACUGUGCGGUUUGCUACCAAGACCGAGGGUGUUGAUUUGAAAGUUAUCAAGAGCUGUGUCGAUAUUCUACGCAAAGCGGGAGUCCUGGUUGAGGGUAAAGGCUUGCAGGCUGAGAGUAUGCUUAUCAAGGGCCUUGGUGCGCAAUUCCCGGAGUGAGACAUUACUAGGGUUUGUAUCAUACUGAAGAUAAAGAAAUGAAAAUCUCAUUUCUUCUAUAGCUGGAUAAUCUAUUUUUAUCUCUUAUUAUUGUCAUUUUGUCUCGGU